This is a messenger RNA of Pichia kudriavzevii, 2355 nucleotides long. RefSeq lists its product as uncharacterized. Lineage: Eukaryota; Fungi; Ascomycota; Pichiomycetes; Pichiales; Pichiaceae. Bases 1 to 2355 code for a protein of 784 amino acids. The transcript has a single exon. The record is from RefSeq and is a predicted model, not a curated record. Gene Ontology annotation, molecular function: SNARE binding. Gene Ontology annotation, biological process: exocyst localization; exocytosis. Gene Ontology annotation, cellular component: exocyst.
AUGGAGUCGCACAAUUUGUCACGGACUAUAGACAAAGUAAGUGACUUGAUUAAGGACGAAAGUUCGCUGUCCAACCUUGAGCAGCUGAUAGCUGACAUAACCAAGGAGAAGUAUUCAAUUGAUUCCCAAUUGAAUAUUGAACAGGAUCGACAUUUAACGAGAAUUCAAGAUAUGAUUACAGAGAUCCAUAAUGCAAGCAAAAAUUUACAGGAUUUAAAGUACAGUGUUGGAAAAUUAGAAGACCUACGUCGUGAAAAUGUAUCAAAUAACUCCAAUCAUAACUUUGAAAUCUUCGAUUUGGCAGCUUUGGUUUUGAAGAACAUCAAAGGUGUUGAAGAAGUCUACUCUAACAUUUCCACAUUUGAUGAAAAGGAGAAAGUGAUCAAUCAGUUAUUGGAUGAAGAAUAUGCCAAAGAUGAAAAACAGGAAUUGCAGUUUUCAACAGGUGACAAUCUUUUGGUUGCACAUUAUGAGCUGAACAGAUUGAGGGAUUUACAAGACCAAAUGUGGGUUAUGGAGAAGAACUCCAAAUCACCGGAAACCAAGAAGCUAGUUCAUCAACUAUCUAACAAACUAAAUGUGUGUAUUAGUAGAUUUGAUGGAUUAUUAACCAUCAUUAUUGAUUCAAUCUUAGAUUUUGUAGAAUCUGAGAAUUUCGGAUUCUUAAUCAAAGUGGUCAAAAUCAUACAGUAUGAGGAAAGAGAAGACCUGAAAGUCAGACUUUGGGACAGUUUGCUUGAAAAGAGAGAUACCGAAUCAAUCGAAAAAUCAGUCACGAAUGUUAGACGAUUGAAGGAAAGAGGAUACAAAAAUAGAUUUGAAAAUAUAAUGAAACAGACUAUUGAGGAUCGGUUUUCUGAGUUUUUGGAAUCCAAAGAUAUUAGUAUUUUCCUUGGAGAAGAAGGCACGUUCUAUUAUCAAACUCUUUCUGACUAUAAAGUUGCAAUUGAUCGGUGUUUCCCUAAAGAAUGGAAGUUUUUUCCCAAAGUGUUGGAGUGGCACCAAGAAUCUAUUAAAAGUGUUAUCAAUAAGAUUUUAGAAGAUAAUCUUUCAAAUUCCCAACUAUCCGAAAUCAUUGAAUUGGAUUACGAGAACAAGCAAUCAUUGAAGAAGCUCUUUAAAAUCCCAAAUAAAGAUUGGAAGAAGUUUCGAUUACUGGCCGAAGAUAAAAAGAAACAUCUCUUGGAUAAUUCAUUACAGGACAAUAUCAAAUCGACCACCAAAUGGAUAGAAACCGCACUCACAAAAGCUGUCAGCAAAUUUGAGUCAUUGGACGAAGAACCUCCUGAUCGUAGAGAUGGCCGGCUAUCAUUCCAGGUGGCCCAAGAAGUCAUGCUAAUUUUAUCUUCCAACACAAAGAGUAUCAGAACUUUGGGUGAUGCGUCGGUUUUGGUCCAGUACUAUGGAUUUUUUGCUAAUGAGAUAAUGAGAACCUACCAAGAGUGUUGGGUUAGGUCUUUAGACAAAAUGACCGAAUUAUGGAAUCUUUCAAGAUCAUCUCAGAAUAGCAAAAAUAGUCAAAGUAAGAAUAAGAAGGUACAAGAAGAACAAAACGCCAUAAUUAACGAGAAUAUUGGUUACUUGCCAAGGUAUAUAACCAACUUGGCCAAUGACUGUCUAAUUUUAACAGAUGCAUUAGAAAGAGAUUUUGAUUUGAUAACAGAAGGAUUGAACGAGAUCCAUACACAAAAGUUGAUUGACAUGAAACAAACUGCAACCAAUCACUCAAUUGAAUUAGGUACAUAUUGUCUACAAAAGCUAUCACUAUUGGCAGCACAAGACUUUGGACCAAUUAUGGUUGAUAUUUUCAAUAAACCAUGGUACAACUCACCUACACUUAUCGACAGCGUAUUGAAUAUAAUUGACGAAGAAUACAUAAUGCCAUUUAUUGAUUAUUCGUAUCCCGAAUUACUAAUGUCACUGUUUGAUUUCAUCACAGAUGAAUUUUUGUUGAAAUAUUUGAGUGCUUUGAAUUAUAAACGAAAAUUUGAAAAAAAUAUAGUGUCUACAUUAGAGAGAGACGGAUAUAAAAUCAUGGAAGUUUUGGGUAAACACGACGAUGACGGAUCACUUGAAAGGAAGAUGAUUGUGUUUGAUUUGCUGAUUGAAUUAUGUUCAGCAGACAAUAACAAUGAACAAGACAUCAUUGAAAAAUGGACAUUUGGACUAAGUGAGAUCUACGACUUGCCUAUUGAUCUGUUAAGGGUAAUAUUAGAAUGUAAAAAGGUCGAUAAGUCGAAUAUUACCUUUAUAUUAGGAGAGUGUGGUGAGUUGUGUAAACAGUCACUGCUGGAAAAUUCGGACCAGCCUGCAAGCAUAUUCCGUAAGUUCCAUUACGCAUCUAUUGGUAAAUAA